CCUCCCCCCCGGCCCCCGGGGGGUGAGGGAGGCCCGCGGAGGCAACGGCAGCGGAGGAACAGCGGCAGAGCCGCGCCGCCCCCGAGUUCAGCGCGGUGCCAGCCGAACCGCCGCGCCGCGCCCCCGCCCGGCCCUCGCCCUCCCCCAGCCGGCCCUCGAGUGCCGCCAGCAGGCGACCCCGCGGGGUGCGCGCGGCGAGGCAUCUGGGCAGAGAGGCACCUCCCCUGAGAAGCCCGCAGGGCGGCGUCCCGCGGGGAAGAUGAGCGGCACCGGCGCCAGGUCCAGCCACCUGUCCCAGCCCGUCGUGAAGAGCGUGCUGGUGUACCGCAACGGGGACCCCUUCUUCGCGGGGCGUCGCGUCGUCAUCCACGAGAAGAAGGUGUCCAGCUUCGACGUCUUUCUGAAGGAGGUGACGGGCGGCGUCCAGGCGCCUUUUGGGGCGGUCAGGAACAUCUACACCCCGCGGAGCGGGCACCGCAUCCGGAAGCUAGACCAGAUCCAGAGCGGGGGCAACUACGUGGCCGGGGGCCCGGAAGCCUUCAAGAAGCUCAAUUACUUGGACAUAGGAGAAAUGAAGAGGAAACCUAUGGAAGUUGUUAAUACAGAGGUGAAGCCCGUAAUGCACAGCAGAAUCAAUGUGUCCGCGCGCUUUAGAAAAUCGCUUCAGGAGCCCUGCACGAUCUUCUUGAUUGCAAAUGGAGACCUCAUAAAUCCAGCCUCUCGCCUCCUCAUCCCCAGAAAAACCUUGAAUCAGUGGGAUCAUGUGCUACAAAUGGUCACGGAAAAAGUCACUCUGAGGAGUGGGGCUGUCCACAGACUUUACACGUUAGAAGGAAAACUUGUUGAGAGCGGGGCCGAGUUGGAGAAUGGGCAGUUUUACGUGGCCGUCGGCAGAGAUAAGUUUAAGAAAUUGCCUUACAGCGAAUUACUUUUUGACAAGUCCACCAUGAGAAGGUCCUAUGGUCAGAAAGCCUCUUCACUACCUCCGAUUGUAGGAUCCAGAAAGUCUAAAGGGAGUGGAAAUGAUCGUCAAUCCAAGUCAACGGUUGGAUCCAGCGACCACACGUCCCCUCAGCCCCCAAAGAGGAAAGGCAAAAAAGAGGAGGUGAAUUUGGAAAAACCCAAGAAAGGGAAACAGAAUGUCAAGUUAAAGAAGUCACCACAAAUAAGUCCAAACGGUGGUGAAGGCGUUUUCCAGGCUGGAGCAGAGAGGUCUGAGACACGGGGCGCAGCAGAAGUCCAGGAAGAUGAAGACACGCAAGUGGAGGUCCCAGUUGACCAGAGGCCAGCGGAAAUCGUGGAUGAGGAGGAAGAUGGAGGAAAAGCCAACAAGGAUGCAGAGCAGAAAGAAGACUUCUCGGGAAUGAACGGUGCUGUUGAAGGAGCAGGAGAGGAGGCGGCGCCAGGUGACUCCGAGCAGGCCGAGGGCGUCCCUCGUCCCAGCGAGGAGCCGGUGGCCCCCGCCCGCGUGACCGGAGGCACGGAUGAGGAGAAUGGCGAGGAGCUGGAUCAGGUGCAUGCCGAGCCUCCGGAGGCAGUGGAGGAGGAAGUCAAGUCGCAGGGAGCUGGCAGUGCACAAGGCGAGGCUGACUUAGACCCUCAAAGACCACCAAGACCCGAAGUAAAAAUCACGAGCCCGCAAGAAAACGAGAACGAACAAAACAAGGACUAUGCUGCCGUAGCAUAGACGAUUUUUAAGAAGACAGUGUAUUGAUCAUCGGGAAAAUGAAGGGCUUAUAACACGUGGCUAUAACACGCGAACAAUAAGGAUAGAGUUACUGCUGAACAUAAUGUGACAAUAUGGUUGAAUGCUGCAUACGGAAUUCUAAGAUUAGAGGCUUCAUGGAAAGGCUAGAUGAUUUUGAGUAGCUACUAAAGGAGAGUGGCUUCUUUUCAUGGGCUGUGUCUGUAAAAGUCAUUUAGAAAAAUUAAGAGGGGUAGAGGCGCAUGUUGCGCAGACGGCAAUUGGCCACUUGUCUCGGUAAGCGAUGAAAAAGGAAGACCACGCCCAUCUCCACUUCUCUGUACAUUUAGAAGUGAGGUUAGUAGAGGGGAGCUUGUUCUAAAGCACUUACCUAGGAAGGCAUAGAAUUGUAGAGAUGAUAAUAGGAAGGCAUGUACUAUUUUUUUUUAAAGCAAUAAACUCUUGCAUAAACAAAUUGUAAUUUAGUUUCAGAGACGGCAGUAGAUUCAUGACUUGUUGACCUUCCUUCCUUUCUUCCUCCUGAUCCCAAAUCCGUCUCCCAAGAAUUAAAAAGAGCACAUUUUGGAAGGAGGCAGUCUC
Mustela erminea (ermine) is the source of this 2284-nucleotide messenger RNA. It is a transcript of the gene DCDC2, whose product is annotated as doublecortin domain containing 2. NCBI's taxonomy places the organism in Eukaryota, Metazoa, Chordata, Mammalia, Carnivora, Mustelidae. Gene Ontology annotation, cellular component: axoneme; microtubule; kinocilium. The transcript is spliced from 11 exons. Gene Ontology annotation, biological process: intracellular signal transduction; regulation of cilium assembly; dendrite morphogenesis. Bases 260 to 1687 code for a protein of 475 amino acids. The record is from RefSeq and is a predicted model, not a curated record.